This is a messenger RNA of Linum trigynum, 2551 nucleotides long. The record is from the annotation of a GenBank genome assembly. Lineage: Eukaryota; Viridiplantae; Streptophyta; Magnoliopsida; Malpighiales; Linaceae.
GGAGCCACAUUGCAUCUAAUUUCACCCAUGCCAUGAGAAUAUACUAGGGUGAGUUUCUUUAGAACAAUCUUUCUAAUGUCCAACUCGCAGACCAACUUGAAAUCAUGAAGAACUAGAUUAAGAAAUAUUUUCCCGUUAAUAAAUGUUCAUGAAAUUGAUAACUAUGAAAAAAAAAUGCACCCCUAAUCAGUUUAGCGAAUUUUGGCCGAGAAAGUCAUGAAAUUUAAGGUUGCAUUUAAUUUUUUAUUAUCGAAAAUAGUCCCUGUGAUAAUCACUAAUUUGCCUGGUCCUCGAUAAACAUAAAUACCUUAAACGAUUCUACCCCAAACAGCAGCAGCAAGCAAUACCCGCCACUCCGAUUCACCUCCGUUCUCCGUCGCCGGCAAGGAAAACACCACAAAACCCUUUUAUAUAUCAACGGGACAAAGAGUGAUUCUUUCUUUUUUACCCUGAGAAUCAACCCACUCACCAAGGGCAAAAGACAGCAAAGCUAUGGCUCCUCCUCCCCCGCAACCGCGCCGCCGUCGCCUCUCCGCCAACAAAUCCGUCUUCACCAUCCUCUUCGCCCUCCCCGUCAAAUCCCUCCUCCGCUUCAAGUGCGUCUCCAAGACAUGGAACGACGCAAUUUCACAUCCCGGAUUCCGAGACACGUACAACGCCCGUAGGGCAUCUUCCUCGGUACCCCGCUUCUUCUUCUUCCAGGGCUUCGACUUCGAUUACGACCAACGCUCCGGCGCCUCCCUCCACCGUUUCGCCACCUUAAACUCCGCCGGCGUUCCCCUCGACGUCCUCCCCAUAACCGUCUUCGGCGGCCCGAUCAAGCUCGUCCUUCCGAGCUCCCGCGGGCUGCUCUGUUUCGCCACCGAAACCUGCGUCUACCUCUGCAAUCCCUCCACCCACUCCCUCGUCCAGCUCCCGCCGCUCCACGGCGGCAGCGGCCAGACCAUUGCCGGGUUCGGGUUCGGGUACAUGGGAUCGACAGGAGAGUACAAAGUGGCGAGAUUGGUGCACAAGCCUGAGGAAGGGUAUUACGUGCCCUGCAAGUUAGAGUGCUCUGUUUUCACCUACCCUGCAACUCAGCCAGCCGUGACCAACGCCUGGAAAGUGCUGGCCGACCCCUGCCCUUACUUCGUCGCCGAAUUCAGCUUGCCGGUUUUCGUCUGUGGGGCUGAAUCAGUCUACUGGAAGAUUAACCAGAGCCGGCACUGCAGAUGCAACAGCAAAGCUGGUGGCAGGCAGGAUGCUUUUCUGGUUUACUUGGACAUCAAGAAAGAGAGGUUUGGAGUUGUACGUGGGCCUCAAGGCUGGAGGAGGGCGAUCCACGGGAAUCCUCCGAGGAUCAUGGAGGAUCAACCCGUGGGAAAGCUGCGCAUGAUUGAGACUCCGGGAGACCUCCCGCUUCGCCUGGUGGUGUGGGUGCUCGCUGAUCAGCAGAACAGUCACUGGGUCAAGCAGGCCAUCGUCUCGCUGCCUCCUCUGGACAACAGAACCAUCCUGGGAGAGAUCAAAGUAUACACGAGCGACUGGAUCAUCUUCAGCUCGCCUGACAACAUUAUCAUCUUCGUCAACAAAAAGAAAGGGACGGUUAGGAAGGUCGGCAUUCCUACAGGAUUGCGCAACUUGGAUUUCUGUACCUAUACUGAGAAUCUCUUGACCUUGCGACUCCCACCUUAUGAGAGCAGAAACUAAAUAGUGCUUCUUUAGUUAUUCGAGAUCGGUUCGGUAAUCAGGCACACAUAGUUAAAGAUAUAGUAGUCAUAUAGGAACAUGUGAUGUAAGUCAGCAGAAAAUGUGACUUGUGCAAAUUUGUUACGCAGAACUUGCAAAGAUCUAAGAGUUGCCAACAGAAUGUUUUUCUUUUCUUUACUUGUCUACUGAAGGAGUCUUACUUGGUCAACAAGCAUGCCAAUUUGAUGACUUUCCAGCAACUAAUUCUGAUCACUUUCACUAGACUGGCAGUUUUACUAGAAAGGAAAAUAGUCAAAGAAUGCGAUCAAAUCUGAGGGUUAUUUAGUAUUUACACAGCUGCACAUUUGGGACUCGUAUUUACAGGAACGGGAAACAUACUGCUCGCUAUUUAGGGUGAAUAUCCGUCUUCAGAAAGCGGACGUAUUCCUGCUGCAACAUCUCUCCUCCAUGAACGGGAUCAAAUUGACAUCUGUAGAAGCUGGAAAGAAUAUAAGAACAAAAUUUUCUCAGUGAGGGGAGACGAUAAGCAAAACCCAAUGGAAUUAGUUAUUCUGCUGUUAUCACUUCAGUAAAUAUCACCACGGUUCUAGAGAUGCAGCCUAAAGUAUUGAUUUCAGUAUAUGACAACUUUCAAUGAGCUGCAUACGGCGUUACUAGUAGGCAAAUUGGAAGUCCAUGGUUCUUUAACACUCGAGGAACAAAGAAUGGGAAGAAGGUGGGUUUGUCGUUCACAGCAUAUGAUGUAAGACCAAGUUAACUAACUUAUAUUUAGGAUCUGUGUAAUAGCAGUUUUACUUAAACUGCCAAGUUGCCACUAACAUAAAUUCUCAAGUGCAGCACCCUAUAAAAAGAACAGUACAAU